UUUUUCUCAUUUGGGUAUUCCUCCUGUUGACCUCAAUUUGUGUCAUUGGCGAUUAUUGCUUUUUUUUUUCCUAAAAAAAAUUCCGAUUAUCGAAUCCCUUUUCUGGUUUUGAGGUUUUCUAAAUCCGUAUUUUCUGAAAUCCAUUGCUCUGUGUGUUUGUGAGGGGAAAUGUGCAGCUUUCCUGUUGUUUUCGUUCUCUGAUUCUCUUUAUCACGUUUCGUUUGGGAUUGUCACAGAGUUGAAAUCGCCGAAAGUUCGCAUUUUUUUUUGGGUAGAUUGUACAAAAGGGCGUGAUUAGAGAAGAAGAAGAAGAAAAAGGGGAAAUUUUUGGCUAUUUUAAUCCGGGAAAGUUAGUGACUUCUCUCGAUUUCCAGAUGAUGAAGAGACCAAGUCUCAGAUUGAAACCGAUGGAUUUGUUCUUCUAGGUGGUCUUGUUUGGGGAAUGAUUAGAGAAUCUGAAUUCUUCUGGUGUUGAGGAUAAUAACUAUGUGGAAACAGAUUCUAAGUAAGCUUCCCAAAAAGUCUUCAAAGAACGAACAUCGUGGACGUGAACACGGUGGCCAUUCUUCUUCAUCUCAUGCUUCCGGUGCGUCUACUUCGAAAAGCAGUGAUAAUGCCGCCGGAAAAUCAGGGAAUUCGCAGACUAAGAACGUUCCCGCAGGCGGGAAAUCCACCGCUUCUGACUCUGGUUUCAAAGAUGGGAAUCUAAAGAUAAGUGUGAACAACAACAACAACAACAACAACAACAAUGGAGUUUUCACUCCUUAUGAAGCAUUGCCGAGUUUUAAAGAUGUUCCAAACACGGAAAAACAAAACUUGUUCGUAAAAAAGCUGAACUUGUGCCGUGUUGUGUUUGAUUUCACGGAUCCUACGAAGAACGUCAAGGAAAAAGAGAUUAAGAGGCAGACAUUGCUGGAGCUUGUGGACUAUGUUAAUUCAGCCAAUGGGAAGUUCAGCGAAACCGGUAUUCAAGAAGUGGUUCGGAUGGUCUCUGCUAAUAUCUUCAGAACGCUAAAUCCUCAACCACGUGAGAAUAAAGUUAUUGAUGCCUUAGACCUUGAGGAGGAAGAGCCUUCCAUGGAUCUUGCGUGGCCUCACUUGCAGCUUGUCUAUGAGCUUUUCUUGAGGUUUGUUGCUUCGCCUGAGACUGACACCAAGUUGGCUAAGAGAUACAUAGACCAAACUUUUGUCCUGCGGUUACUGGAUUUAUUUGAUUCCGAGGAUCCUAGAGAGAGAGAUUGUCUGAAAACUAUUCUCCAUCGUAUCUAUGGUAAAUUUAUGGUUCACCGUCCUUUCAUCAGGAAAUCCAUAAACAAUAUCUUCUAUCGGUUUGUUUUCGAGACAGAGAAACACAACGGGAUUGCUGAGUUUCUAGAAAUCUUGGGGAGUAUCAUCAAUGGAUUUGCUCUUCCCUUGAAAGAAGAGCACAAAGUGUUUCUCGUUCGAGUUUUGAUACCUCUCCACAAACCGAAAUGCUUGCAAAUGUAUCAUCAACAAUUGUCUUAUUGUAUUACGCAGUUUGUGGAGAAGGAUUGCAAACUUGCAGAUACGGUUAUAAGAGGGUUGUUGAAAUACUGGCCCGUGACAAAUAGUUCCAAAGAAGUCAUGUUUCUGAAUGAGUUGGAGGAAGUACUCGAAGCAACUCAGCCACCAGAAUUCCAACGGUGCAUGGUGCCACUGUUUCGCCAAAUAGCUCGAUGUUUGAACAGUCUGCAUUUUCAGGUUGCAGAGAGAGCUUUAUUCUUAUGGAACAACAAUCACAUCGAGAAUCUGAUAAUGCAGAGCCGUAAAGUCAUUCUUCCAAUUAUAUUCCCUGCGUUGGAGAGAAACGCACAGAACCAUUGGAACCAAGCUGUUCAUAGUUUGACACUAAACGUUCGAAAGAUAUUUCAUGACCUUGACCCUGAGUUGUUCAAAGAAUGCCUUGCAAAGUUCAAGGAAGAUGAAUCAAAGCAAGCUGAAACCAAAGCUAAACGUGAAGCCACUUGGAAACGUUUGGAAGAACUCGGGGUGCGAAAGGCUUCAUGAGGUUAGAGCCGUAGAGAAGAGAGAGAGAGAGAGCUUUCGUGUCAUCGAUUGGAAUUGGGAUACUUCUGAUGUCAAUUCGGGAGAGCAUUGGAGAUAAAAUUUCAAAUUGGUCUCUUCCUUGAAGGAAAGGAAACUCAAGAUGUAAGAUUGUUCCCGUUUUGAUUUCCAUUAUUAAUUUUUUUCUUGUUUCCUCUAAAAUCUUCCUGUUCAUUGAAGCUUGUUGAUGGUUUUUUUUUUUUGCUACACUGUCCGAUCUCUUGUUCCUCUGUCUACACUUGUCUGAUUCAUUCA
Eutrema salsugineum is the source of this 2319-nucleotide messenger RNA. Its product is annotated as serine/threonine protein phosphatase 2A 59 kDa regulatory subunit B' eta isoform. The record is from RefSeq and is a predicted model, not a curated record. Bases 487 to 2028 code for a protein of 513 amino acids. The transcript is spliced from 3 exons. Gene Ontology annotation, molecular function: protein phosphatase regulator activity. Lineage: Eukaryota; Viridiplantae; Streptophyta; Magnoliopsida; Brassicales; Brassicaceae. Gene Ontology annotation, biological process: signal transduction. Gene Ontology annotation, cellular component: protein phosphatase type 2A complex.